Moneuplotes crassus is the source of this 456-nucleotide messenger RNA. The record is from the annotation of a GenBank genome assembly. NCBI's taxonomy places the organism in Eukaryota, Ciliophora, Spirotrichea, Euplotida, Euplotidae.
CUAAUUUCAAAUCUUGCAAAUUAUUAACAUAAUUAAAAAUGAAGAGUCGGAAAGAAAAGAAUACCUACAAGCUCAGGCCAGCUCUCAAGGACAAAUUCAGGCCGUCAGAGUUUAGACCGAGGAUCGAUGAAAUCUGUCGGGAGAAAUUAGAUGACCUAGUCACCUUUGACAACACCCUAGCUCAGGAGUUAGGUCAAGAAAUAGCAACAGAAAUUAAACAAGAGCUUAAAGACCUCGGUAAAGAUCCUAAUUACCGAUUCUGAGUCAGCAGUAUAGUUGGUGAAAAGAAGGGGCAAGGAGUGCAAGCUGGUACCAAUUGUGCUUGGGAUCUUGACACCGAUAGCUGAACUUCCCACUGAUAUUCAUCAGAAAUUCUGUUCUGCUUCGUCCUUAUUUUCACAACAUACAGGUAUCCCACGAUGGAUAAAGAGUAAUAAUUUAAAUUUCAACUCUUCC